AUGAGGACUCUUAAACAUCAGCUCGACUACGUUCUGGCGAGGAACAUUUCUCAGUCAGAUAUUCGAAAAUCUAGAGCUGUUUGGUACAUCAAGUUCGACUCUGACCACCGUUCAGUUCUUCUCAGCUUCAAGCUAGAGUCGAACUUGAUGUUACAGUUUCACAAGAGAAACAGAGAAGCUCUUCUGCAGCCGAAAAUCGAUGUGUCUAUAGAUGUUGGAGUACUGACAGGGAGGAGACUUUAUGAUGCCGAUUCCUUUACAAAGUGCAUCCAGGACGCUACAAAGGAAACGCUUCUAGGGCCGAAGAAGAAGUUCGCUUUUGUAUCCAGAGAGACGAGGUUCACGUAUAAUUCUGUAUGUGCAGCUCACAAUACUGGUGAUUUCAACCAUGAAAAGCAUCUGAGAAAGAAGUUGGGUCGUCAGCUGCAACAAAAUUGCAAAUACCAAUGCUUAUCAAGAGCUAAGGAGUCCGGAUAG
Molecule: messenger RNA, 477 nt
Organism: Necator americanus (New World hookworm)
Lineage: Eukaryota; Metazoa; Nematoda; Chromadorea; Rhabditida; Ancylostomatidae
Exons: 1
Coding region: 1-477 (158 amino acids)
Source: RefSeq, a predicted model, not a curated record